AUGUUGGUCUCCUUGACCGUUGGUAAGGUCGACGCGGGUGUCGCGGUCCUGCUCACCCAGGACAAGCGGUUGAUCGAGUUUCCUUCUAUCCUGCUGCCCUCUACCAUCACCUCGGGCUCGAUCGUCGACAUCGAAGUGAAACAGAACCACGAAGCGGAGCAGAAGUCGCAAGCUGCUUUCGCUGCUCUCCAAAGGCAAAUACUAAACACUUAUGGUCUUCGUGUUCCCGCGACGCCUGUCCUGCGUCUUCGCAAUGCCACGCAAACCUCACUGGUCCUCGAAUGGGAUCCCAUCCAGUUAGCUACAACGACCCUACGGUCACUUGCGCUCUACCGCAAUGGAAGCAAGGCAGGGAACAUACCACGCCCGCUAGACACCCUCAGCACCAAAAUGAGCGGGCUGGCGAUCGACACCGAAUAUUCCUUCUACCUGGUACUCAAGACCAGUGGCGGCAUAUAUACAAGCAAUACCCUCACUGUCAAGACUCACGCAAUGAGCAAUCUUACGGGUAUCACUGUCACUCCUGGCAUACUGCCACCGCAACUAAGAGAAAGUCUCGAACUGGCGAUCUCGCGCAUUGGCGCAAGGAUCAACGACACCGUCAAGAUCGACACCACCCAUUUCGUCUGCACGGAAGGACGGGGACGCGAUUGGGAAAGGGCAAAUGAGAUGAAUAUCCCUGUGGUCAGGCCUGAAUGGGUUGAAGGAUGCGAAAGAGAGGGGAAAAUCAUCGGUGUUCGUGGAUAUUAUCUGGAUGCAGAUCCUAAACAAAGACAGAUCGGAUCGAAUCCAAGUCUUUCGGCACCAGCCGGUCGACCUUCCACCACAACUGCACCGCCUGCGCAAGCUCCUCACCAGGCGAACGUGCCUCAAAGGCCGAAAGAACAGCAGCCAAAAAGUCCCGAUCGAGAGAGCACUGUGAGCGGUGAACCAGGUCCUGAGGUUAUGCCAACUCCACCCCCUCAGAAAGAUCUUCCGCCAACACCCGCCGAUGGUGGCGAAGAGGAAAGCGAAGAGGACGGAGAGGAGGAGGCUGAAGAUGAGAUCGAGCAGCCUACAGCGGUCGAACCCAAGGGGAAAGGGAAGGCCCCGGAGGUCGAGUCAGAUCAAGAAGAGGGUGAGGACGAGGAUGAGGAGGAGUCCAAUAAUUCUCAGCAAGGGCCCAAAGUCGAUGGAAAAGGGACCGAAAUGGAGGAUGUCGCAUUGUGA
Fonsecaea nubica is the source of this 1209-nucleotide messenger RNA. RefSeq lists its product as hypothetical. The record is from RefSeq and is a predicted model, not a curated record. Gene Ontology annotation, molecular function: protein dimerization activity. Gene Ontology annotation, biological process: Golgi to plasma membrane transport; conjugation with cellular fusion. Lineage: Eukaryota; Fungi; Ascomycota; Eurotiomycetes; Chaetothyriales; Herpotrichiellaceae. Gene Ontology annotation, cellular component: exomer complex; trans-Golgi network. The transcript has 2 exons. Bases 1 to 1209 code for a protein of 402 amino acids.